Hyposmocoma kahamanoa is the source of this 1072-nucleotide messenger RNA. RefSeq lists its product as uncharacterized. NCBI's taxonomy places the organism in Eukaryota, Metazoa, Arthropoda, Insecta, Lepidoptera, Cosmopterigidae. The transcript has 2 exons. The coding region runs from base 66 to 950 and encodes 294 amino acids. The record is from RefSeq and is a predicted model, not a curated record.
UGAACAGAAAGUGAAUGACAGUUGUGCAAUAAGUGAUAUAAACAGUUUAUUCAUAAACUAACAUAAUGAUGAGCCAAAUGAGGUUUAGGCGUCAGGUGGUGCUGGUGAUUUGUUUGAUUGGACUCUCGCGAGCUGACGAUGAAUACGAAAACAAAUUAACGAAGCUAUGGUCCUUAUCAGGUGCUGCGGCGAGUGACGGAUCAGCUGUAGUAAAUGUAACCAGUGCUUCUAUCCUUAUCCAACCUACCUCAUAUAGCAGCGACCAAGCCCCUGCCAGGACAUCCAGGGAAUCAAAACUGCCUUACACUUACAAGAAAUACUCCUUCAGACCCAGAGCGAUACCUUUGACUAGGAACGAACAACCGCAAGUAGAAAAGAAUGUUUAUUAUUCAGAGGACAAUGUAAACAAGUACAAAUCUGAAGUACUUUUCCCUGGUAAUUAUUUCCCAAUUGCCAAAGAGAAAAGUGAGAAUGCGACAGAGGAGUUCAAUCCUCUGCAAGGAGGCCCGUUCCACCCCAAGUUAAUACCGCUGAUGAGAGGGCAGGACUUCCAAAAGAGGUCUCUGAAUGUGGAAGAUGAGCCAAUAAUUGAGAAACCUGACGGAUUCACAGAGGCCGUAGCGUCAAGGAGAUCAAUUUCUGAUUACUUAGGCGUUGAUGAUGAGGAUGAUGAAGAAGACCAGACUGAACUUGAAGAAGAAGACGAUGAUUACGAUGAGAAAGGCCACAAAGGAUCAAAAAACAAAUUGAAGAGGAAAGGAAUCAAGAAGGGUGCCAAGAAGCUCUCUAAAUACAUGCUGCCACUACUAAUGGCCUACAAACUCAAGUAUUUUGCCCUAGUACCUUUGCUAAUUGGAGGUCUAGUUCUGCUGGUCGGUGCUACAGGCCUCGCUGGGUUCUUCUUUGCACUGUUUGCAGCAGUCAUGACGCUACAGAAAGGAGGAUAUUAAAUUGAACAAAUAAAGUCGACGUACUCACAGUUGCCAUCCAAAACUAAGUUAAAAAGGGGUUUUCAUUUGCUCAACAUCCUAGUCUGAUUUUAAAACCUUCAGACGAUGUAUGACCACCGAUU